Penicillium paradoxum is the source of this 606-nucleotide messenger RNA. RefSeq lists its product as uncharacterized. Bases 1 to 606 code for a protein of 201 amino acids. The record is from RefSeq and is a predicted model, not a curated record. Lineage: Eukaryota; Fungi; Ascomycota; Eurotiomycetes; Eurotiales; Aspergillaceae. The transcript has a single exon.
AUGCAAGACGAACUCGCAGCUUUGUUUGAUAGGCAAAUGAAUAUGACACAUUUUCAACCUGCUCCGAGUAAAGAGAUCAUCCCAUCUCAAGCGCCAGAGAUCGCACACAGCAUUACCCAACAUUACCACCACUCGGCUCACAACAUCGCCCAAAACACAAACCAGCCUUCAAGCCUUGAUGUCUUGAGAUUCCACGGUCUUGACCCAGAAACCCUUACCCCAGAGCAGCUCGGUCUGUUUGAACACGCCGACGCAGAACAAAGGGAACGACUGAUCCAAACGUGGCAGCUCUAUUCGCAGUUUGGGACCGAAGCCAGCCAGUCUCAUGACUCUGCUAUGCACGAUUCUGCUAUGGAGGAGGACAAUGGAGAUGGAAAUGUCUAUGCUGAACCAUAUAUGGUAUCUGGUUACGAAUCUGUCCCCACUCAAGCUUCCCAUCUCCCCAAAGAGCCCACCACCGGGGAAGCCUACGCUGGCUCGAAAGACCCGGUGUACCAAGGUCAGCAAUGGUGGGAGUUGACGAAAGCUGGACCUAUGGAGUCACAAUACGGUGCAUUUGAAGAAACGAGACGUUAUUACCCCAGCUGCGGUGUAUACCGCUACUAG